Molecule: messenger RNA, 1469 nt
Organism: Telopea speciosissima
Lineage: Eukaryota; Viridiplantae; Streptophyta; Magnoliopsida; Proteales; Proteaceae
Product: serine carboxypeptidase-like 25
Exons: 8
Coding region: 63-1469 (468 amino acids)
Biological process (GO): proteolysis
Cellular component (GO): vacuole
Molecular function (GO): serine-type carboxypeptidase activity
Source: RefSeq, a predicted model, not a curated record
CUGCUUCUUCUUCUUCUUCUUCCUCCAAUACUUGAAGUCUUUUGGACUUCAUAGUGAUAGGCAUGGCUUCGGGUAAGAGGGAGAUACUAUUUGUGGCCAUGGCCUAUAUAUUCCUUGUUGUGUCAACUGGGGCAGAAGGAGAAGCAGAAGCAGAUCGAAUAAUUAAACUUCCAGGACAACCCAAAGUCUCAUUUCAGCAUUACUCUGGCUAUGUUACUGUUAAUAAAGUGGCCGGCAGAGCUCUUUUCUCUUGGCACACUGAAGCAGUUUCUCUCCCUGAGUCCAAACCUUUGGUCAUUUGGUUCAAUGGAGGGCCUGGUUGCUCUUCGUUGGCUUUUGGAGCUUCGGAGGAGAUAGGCCCAUUCAAGAUCAAGAAGAAUGGGACGGGUUUGUACCUCAAUAAGUUCUCAUGGAACACUGUAGCCAACCUACUUUUCAUUGAAUCUCCGGCCGGCGUCGGCUUCUCUUACACCAACACAACCAACGCAACGUCCGAUAUCCUCAACACAGGCGAUCAACGCACUGCAACGGAGGCAUUGGAAUUCGUUAUCAGAUGGUUGGACCGGUUUCCACACUACAAACAACGAGAUAUUUAUUUGACGGGAGAGAGCUAUGCCGGGCAUUACGUACCCCAAUUGGCCAAAGAGAUUAUGACAUAUAAUUCAAGGACUAAGUAUCCUAUAAAUCUCAAAGGGAUAAUGGUUGGUAACGCACUUAUAGACAACAACCAAGAUAACCUUGGCUUAGUCGACUACUUGUGGACCCAUGCCCUUAUCUCUGAUGAAUCGCAUAGACAGCUACUCAACAAAUGCGAUUACCAUACAAAAAACAACGGUUCGGUUGCGUGUAAAUUGAUAAAUCAAUACGUCGCGAAAGAAAUUGGACAAAUUGAUCGCUACAACAUAUUUGUACCUAGAUGCAUCAAGUCAUCAAGUGGCACCAAUAAUGCUGCCCAAAGGAUCUUGCAUUUGCCUCAUCUACUACCUUUUUCGAUUCCCGGACAGAUGGCAGGAUUUGAUCCUUGUACAGAAAAUUAUGCUGAGAUUUAUUACAACAGACCAGAUGUGCAGAAAGCCCUCCAUGCCAACACAACUAAAAUCCCUUAUAAAUGGAGUGCUUGCAAUUGGGAUCUAAAUCAACAGUGGAAAGACUCAGAUCUUUCGAUUCUGCCAAUCUACAAUGAGAUGAUUGCUGGUGGUUUGAAAAUUUGGGUGUACAGUGGUGACGUGGAUUCUGUGGUGUCGGUUACUUCCACCAAAUACUCCCUUGCUCAGCUUAAUUUGACAACCAAAAUUCCAUGGUAUCCAUGGUAUGUGAACAACCAGGUGGGAGGAUGGACAGAGGUAUAUGAAGGGCUAACCUUUGCAACAGUGAGGGGGGCAGGUCAUGAAGUCCCACUUUAUAAACCCCAAGAAGCCCUUCAGCUCAUCAAAUCAUUUCUAAGUGGGACACCUCUACCAAAAUUAUAG